GGAGCCUACGAGGAAGUAAGCAGUGCUUCCCACGCUAACCCACUCUGAACUGGGAUAGAUAGCCGGUACGUCGGCACAUGGGCAAGCGCAGCGACCCAUUCCCCUCCAGGCAAAAUACGUAAGAAUACAGUGUCUCCGGGUGCAUUCGCUCGCAUUCUUUCACUGAAGAAGGCCGAUCAUGGCGGAGGAAGCCGAAGGACGUAAGCCGAAGCGGCAGAAGCGUUGUGAGGCACAUCCGCCGACAGGGGUCGGUUUUCGUUCCAAUUCGGGCCCGCUGUACUUCGAAACACGUUUCAAUUGCGGCGGAGCAGAAUUUAGGUUGUAUAAGAGUAGGAUUGAGUCGGUGACAGUAGGAGGGUUAAUGUACGAUAUUUCGAAGCGGUAUGAACGGUGGCUUAAAUCGGUUGAUGGAGUCGGAAACGAGGAAUCGCCCACCCUGGAGUUGAACUUUUCGGAGUACUCGCUUGCCCUGAAGUUGGAUCCUUUCCCUUCUGACCUCCUAGAAUUGAACGAUUCGAAUUUGCCUUUUAAAAAAAAAAUGGACUACAAGAAAAAGCUGGUGGAGAUGGUACGACGUCAAGCGCACGACGCUGCAAGAAAUUAUCCGCCAAGUCAGGGACCCGGCACCCAGGGUAACAAUCCUCAAAGAUUGCCCUUUCAAGCCGCUCCCGUCACUCCGCCGCCCGUCCCCAGAAGUACUGUCACUCCGCCAUCUGUUUGCAGAAGUAUUGAACCCCAAGACAUUCUGGAUAAGAUGUUUGAGAUUCAAAGCUUGUUACGGAUCGCGUCUGAGUCCAAGGUUGUCGAAAGACAGAAUUUGGAACAGAAUUUGAAAUGUCUGAACGAGAGCAGGGGUAGAGUCAGUCAAUCGGAACUUCAUACUCCGGAUUUUGCGGCCUCGAUGCUCUCCUCUGCUCGAAACCUGAGUUCGAUGAUUGAAAAGUACGUGUCAGAUGAGUCAAAUUGUGACCGGCUGCGGAAGGAACUGAAAGAAGCCGAAUUAGAAUGCAUCACCGACAGUUUGACGACUGACCCAAACCAACAGACAGGCCGUCUACGAGAGGAGGAGCCGCGGUUUAUACCAGAGUUAAUGGAAAACGACCUUCAAUGUAGUUUGGGUUAUGACCAUGGUGCUUGUCCAAGUGUCCCUUCUUACACGCCCCCUGUAUCGAAGAUAGAUGAGAUUUGGCCUGAAGAUUGAAAUGAGAACUACACUGAUAAAAGUGAUACCUACUUUAAGUAUACUACUUCUCCUUCUGCUUCUUAAAUCUCUUAACCAAGCAGAAGGACUCUGAUCUAUAGCAACGUUGCCAGCUUUCAGCCGUGAGGCUUAAGCCAUAGCCUAGAAGCCAUAGCUAGAGCACCGGCCCUUGAUAUGAAGAGGCGAUAGCUGGAAGUUAGAGCUGAUGUAUAUUUAGAGCAACUUUGUGUUGAUUUCAUACUUUUAUUUAUUUUCUGCCCUACUCAUGGGAUCUUUUAGGUUGAAUAUUUGAAGUGUUGUCCCAAGUGUUAUCUUCAAUUGUGAAAUAGUGUAACACUACUUGAA
Messenger RNA from Physcomitrium patens, 1546 nucleotides. RefSeq lists its product as uncharacterized. The record is from RefSeq and is a predicted model, not a curated record. Lineage: Eukaryota; Viridiplantae; Streptophyta; Bryopsida; Funariales; Funariaceae.